AGGUAGCAGACAGGCAGCAGGCUUUAUAAGCAUCAACCCCCCUUUCGCAGCCUUUUUUGCUGCUGUUAAACUCACGGUGUUUUGAGUUGGCAACACAGCAGCGCAGCAAAAUGCCCAGCAAGAGGAAGAAGAACAAGCGUCGCAUGAGGAGGGUGCAAGCCCAAAGGAGAGCGCUUGAAGAGCAACAUGCAUCCAACCCGCCAGCCAAGGCCAGCCCGGGGAUUGCAGUCAGUGCGCCCCCAACGAGUGCACCCAAGAAAUCAGCUAAGACUGCAACACGGGCGCCAGAAAAGAUCCCGCCAGUGGUUCGGCCCACUGUCCCCAUCACCCCCAAAGCGGAACCAAAGCCAGCUGUGAAGAAACCUGUUCCAAAGCCGGUCCCAGCUAAAGUGGACAAGCCGGUCCCAGCUAAAGUGGACAAGCCGGUCCAAGCUAAAGUGGACAAGCCGGUCCCAACUAAAGUGAGCAAGCCGGUCCCAGCUGAAGUGGACGGGCCGGUUCCAGCUGAAGUGGAAGUGCCAGUCCCAGCUAAAUUAGACGUGCCGGUCCCAGCUAAAGUGGAAGUGCCGGUUCAAGCGGAAGUGGAAGUGCCGGUUCCAACUGAGGUAGAAGUGCCGGUCCCAGCUGAAGAGGACGUUCCAGUCCCAGCUAAAUUAGAUGUGCCAGUCCCAGCUGAAGUGGACGGGCCAGUCCCAGCAGAAGUGGAAGUGCCGGUCCCAGCUGAGGUAGAAGUGCCAGUCCCAGCUAAAUUAGACGUGCCGGUCCCAGCUGAAGUGGAAUUGCCACCCCCAGCUGAGGUAGACGUUCCAGUCUCAGCUGAAGUGGAAUUGCCACCCCCAGCUGAGGUAGACGUUCCAGUCUCAGCAGAGGUAGAAGUGCCGGCCCCAGCUGAGGUAGACGUUCCAGUCCCAGCUGAACUGGAAGUGCCUGUCCCAGCUGAAGUGGACGGGCCGGUCCCAGCUGAGGUGGAAGUGCCGGUCCCAGCUAAAUUAGACGUGCCAGUCCCAGCUGAAGUGGACGGGCCGGUUCCCGAUGUUGCGUUGUUGGGACUGACUCCUGCAGAGGUUGAAGCGGAAGCCGCCACACUCGUCGCUGGAGAUGCUGAAACUCCACCAGUGGAACCUCCAACAGUUCAGGCUGUGGUUCGGGAGACAGAACUCAUCGUUCCUGAAACAGAACCAGUUACCGAGGUCAGUGCUCCAGCCGAGGCUCUGGUGGUGGCUGCAGCUGAGACCGAGAUUCAAAGUGUGGACGUUGCAGUCAUAAAGACAGAAACCGAGCUGAGGCGUGACGACAGUGAGGCGGUAACCGAGGCGACGGCUGAAAGCCUGGCUGUGGAGGCCAGCGUUACUGAGGUGGAAGCAGAGACCCCAGAGGUGGAGGCCGAGUUCUCUGCAGAGAUCGCUGCACCAGAGCCCGUGAAAGAAGCCACCGAGGAGCCGGCGGCUGAAGAACUCAGUAUUGCCCAGGUUGAAGCAGAACCUGCUGCAGAUAACUUGGUUACAGAAACUGUGGUUGGGUCGACGGCGGAAGCCGUUGCAGAGCUAUCGGAGACUGACGGAGUGAGUCCUGCGGCGCCGGCCGAGGCGGGAGAGGAUGAAGGUGAAGUAAAAGCGUUGGCUGAAGACGAGGCCGCUGGAGCCCCUGCUGAGUCUGUUUCAGCUGCUGAGGACGUUCCCUUACAAUGUGUGGAAAAUCCAGCGGUGCCCGAUGCUUUCCCUGAUGCUCCUGCAGAAGCAGCUGAAGCUAAAGAGGCCGUCGCCGACUCGUUGAUCGACGACUUUGUCAUCACUGAAUCGGCGUCGGAAGUCGAGGCCGCCGUGGCUGCGUCUCCUGCUGUGCAGCAGGAAAUUGUGGCCUCAACUGAAAACCCCAGCGAACCAACAGAAUCCACGGAUGAAACAGACCCUGAGCCUCCUGCUGCUGUACCUGUGAAGGAAGUGGUCCCUGACGCUGCUGCUGAGCAGACGCAUCAGGACGUUUUAUCAGAAGAGCCGAAGUCGGCCGCCUGCGACCUGCCGUGUCCGGUGCAGCUCCCCGUGGAGUCUGCACAGCUCAACACAGCGGAGACGUCUGUAGAGACAGCAUUGAAUGGACACAUCGUCCCAGAAGUUUCAAUCGAGGGUUAGAGUCAUGCCACACAGCUCAGAAGUCCUUUUUCUCGUUAUUCCCCUUUGGCCGUUUGGAGGACUCAAAGCUCUACCGGGAGUCAACCAGCUGACCUUUUCAUUUUUCUAGACUUAGUGCAGCACAGCCAGGAAAUCGAAGGGACAUCCACACUUUGAAGUGCCUUUCCUGUCCUGCUCUCUGUGGAAACAUCGAACCAGAUGUCACAAACGAAGCAGCCGCUGCACUCGAGGCAGCGACGUAGACCGACGGAAUCAAACCAUCUUUACUUUUCCCUGCCGAAGCCAAAUAUAUAUUUUUCGUUGUGGUUGCGGAGGAAACAGAAAUGCUCAACGAGGUGAAGAUUUCAUAAAAAAAACGACAAAAAAAACCCAACAAAAUUUGGUAUGUCUUUUUGACAUGUUCCCACCUCUUUUAUGAGCAUUUUUGUGGACCCUGCAGGCACUUGCAUGUGAAUACUGUACCGUCGAUGGUUGGGCCUGUUGUGCGUACUUAUGCUCAUUCGUGAGGGACACCUUGUUUUAUGUUUUUGCUACUUGUUUCAGAGUGACUGAAAUCCUCACUAGGGCCUUUUUUGUAAAAGACACAAACUUCCCCUCAGCCUCCAUCCUUUGUCCUCUUUUCUUUCCUCUAGUUCUGUCUGUCUCAACUAAGUGCCAACGCGAAGGUCAGCGCGAUGCUGACGUGACAUCGUUAAGGCUCGUUCUUGGUUUAAUGGCCACCGAAGCCAGGAAGAUGACAUUUUGCUUCCUUUUUUUUUUUUUUUUUUUGUUUGUUUUCUUGUUUUUCCACCGUCUCUUUUUGUAAUUCCUUUUGUAUAGACAGAAUGAUGCGCUACAGUUUUGAGUUCAAAGCCUGAGCUCUUGAGGGGAAAUAUGGUGCGAUAUGAGGAUUGAGCUGUUGAUGGGCUGGCUUGACCUUUGAAAUAAAGCUGUAACUCAUCACAA
Molecule: messenger RNA, 3074 nt
Organism: Cololabis saira (Pacific saury)
Lineage: Eukaryota; Metazoa; Chordata; Actinopteri; Beloniformes; Belonidae
Product: cell surface glycoprotein 1-like
Exons: 12
Coding region: 111-2129 (672 amino acids)
Source: RefSeq, a predicted model, not a curated record